UUACUAACUAUGAUUGCAGUAAAUGGAGACAGAGAUUGUGGAUGAAGCUAUAAAGUGAAGUGAAGCUACCAUACAAAUUCAAAAGCAGCGAGACUUUUUAUACGAUUAGCAUAUAAGUUUAAUUGUUCUUGCAAUAAUGAUCAGAGAAUGAAUAUCGUGAAUAUCGUACGCAUGUUAAUUUUGGUUUGCUUCACUAAUUACGAAUUACAUUAUUCGUCAUCUCACUUCAAUUUUCCAGGCUUUCCAAUUUUUCAUGCUGUAAUCUGUGUUUUUGGGGUCAAUAUCAUACUGAUAGUGUUAGUGGACCGCAUGCAAAAAUACCACUGCUUAUCAACUCUGAAAAUAAUAUAUUAAUGUCUAGAUAAUGUAUGUGCCGUGCCGUUCAUAAAAAUUUGUCAGUUGUGACGUUUUGUUGUGCGUCUUCCGUCAUGAAAGCUAUCUAACUGAGGAGAUUAACCUUACCUAAUCGACAUACGGGAACAUUGCCUUAUUGAGUAUUUAAGUGUAAUAGAGAAAUAAACAUGUUCGUAUUCCGUCAGGUUUAUAUUUAAAUAAAUUAUUCAUUAAUUGAGAUCAGGAAGAUGAAUACAUUUUUCAAUAGUAUAUACCAAUUAGCAAGCAGGAAGACUAUAAUUUAUAGGCUAGCUAAUCCGUUUUCGGGUUAGUUAAAAUAUUUACAUAAAUACUAGUGACAAAAGCGACGAAUAAUAGAAACACGUCCUUAUCAGAUAAUUAAAAAAUAUAGAUUAGACAACUCAUCACGUCCGUUAGUCAAAAUUGUCACCUAAAGACUGAAUAGUACUUAAUAUGUACAAACCCAUAUUGGUUGAUACAAAAAAUAUUGGUCUUAAAGUCCGGAAAGUUGUAGUUUGGAACGCAAUGGGCAUUCAUGAGCAUUCAUAGACUAUAAAUUGGCUGACGUAAGACGGAUCAGAUCGCAAUUUACUUACUCACUAGCUAGUAUUUGGUGACUCUUUUUACAUUGCGUUGUACGUGGAAAAUUGUACAGUGAAAUUGAGUUAUAUAUAACGUUAAAUGAAAUCGUGCCACUUUUGAUUUUAUUUUAUUGACUCGCCUUAGUCACAAAUGGAAAAAUGGGAUUGCAAACAAUUCCCGUAUCAACCACACCCAUUGAGGUAGCUUCCCUUGACAUAAGUCUAGAUCUGGUAGAACUGCUACAAUGUCCUGUGUGCCUGGAGUUGCGAAAGCCUCCGAUUUUUCAAUGUGUGGAAGGUCACAACGUGUGCCAAACGUGUCGUCCAAAACUGAAAAACAAGUGUCCCGUUUGUAGGGGAAGGAUGCCACCGGGAUUGAGAAAUCGUGGCUUGGAAGUCGUCUAUAACCACGCCUUGUUCUUUUGUUGCAACAAAGAUUAUGGUUGUCAAACGCUGGUGAGAGGGGACCAGUUCGAAACUCACUUGGAAUUGUGUCCGCAUAGACAGGUGAUGUGCAAAUUCAUGAAUGACAUUUGCCAGUGCAGUUUAUAUGAAAGCACAAAAUCGCACUCUUUUCAAGAUAUUGAAAUCCAUCUCAGGAACGGUCAUGGUAUUUCUGAAUAUAACUCAGGACAGUACUGCUCUCACGAGGAAUCCCUUCAGUUUGACGGUGACAUUCCUUUAGCAUUUUGGAAGUAUGAUGACCAAAUAUUUCUGGAACAAAUUAGUAUCAGGGAUAAUAUUAUCUAUUCCAAUAUUAUUGCGAUGCCUAUGAAAGGAGACGAGAAACCAGAUCAGUUGGAGACUGAAAAAUUAUUUGUAGAAAUGCAGCUUAUUAAGAAAGGAUUUGACUGUGCACCGAAUAUUCGAAAAGCAAUCCAUCCCAUGUGUGUCUGCUCCUUUGGAGGAAAUACUGAAGAUCAAGCGUUGGUUUAUACGGAGUACGAUUUCAAAAAUAGUGUAGCACAAAUCAAUCCUUUCACGUCAAAAUUUUGCUGGAUAUCUCGUAUUGAUUUUAAACUAAUACGCUAGUUCUAAAAAUGUCAAAAUAUUUUAGUUUUAGUUAUGUUUUGUAUGAAAUUGUAUCAUGAAUUUGUUCACUUGAUAAUUUUGACUCAAUUUAAA
Molecule: messenger RNA, 2060 nt
Organism: Folsomia candida
Lineage: Eukaryota; Metazoa; Arthropoda; Collembola; Entomobryomorpha; Isotomidae
Product: E3 ubiquitin-protein ligase SINAT3-like
Exons: 4
Coding region: 1095-1967 (290 amino acids)
Biological process (GO): multicellular organism development; proteasome-mediated ubiquitin-dependent protein catabolic process
Cellular component (GO): cytoplasm
Molecular function (GO): ubiquitin protein ligase activity; ubiquitin conjugating enzyme binding
Source: RefSeq, a predicted model, not a curated record